Molecule: messenger RNA, 2262 nt
Organism: Triticum urartu
Lineage: Eukaryota; Viridiplantae; Streptophyta; Magnoliopsida; Poales; Poaceae
Source: RefSeq, a predicted model, not a curated record
AAAAACCCCACGCUCUCGCGUCGGUUGCUCCUAUCCUCCUCCUCCCGCUGUCCCGCACGACCUCUCGCCCCUUCCUUCUCCUCCCGCCUCUCCCUCCUCCGCUCCCUACCGCUCCGCCUCCGCCUUGCCAUUCCCCGCCGCCGCCUCCCCACCCCCCCUCGCCCUCCCCGGCAACAACGGCAACAACGGCGGCGGUGGUAACAUCAGCAGCGACGACGGGAAUGAUGAAACAGGGGACGGCGGCGGCGAGUGGGGCGUUUACCGGGGGAGGCGAUGUUCGUGCUGGCGCAGGCGAGAGGAAGAUCUCCAGCCUACCGGCGUACCUCGCCACGGCCGUGGAGGGCUGCCACAUCACGGGCGACAUCGUGCGGCGCUUCGCGGAGAUGGAGCUCUCGCCGCUGCUCCGUUGGCUGCUGGGCUUCAGAGGGUCCAGGGAGCGCCUCCUCACCGACGACCUCUUCAUCGCCAAGCUCGCCAUGGAGAUGGGCGUCAGCAUGAUCGCCAAGACCGCUGCCGAGUACGAGAAGAGACGGGAGAACUUCGUCAAAGAAAUUGACAUCGUCAUCGCUGAUGUGGGUGGGGUCGUCAUUCAAGGGAUGGACUUUUCCUUCAGGUUAUGGUCUUGUUUCUCUCAAGGAGAUGGUGGUAGCAAGGGGGGAGCGCAAGAUGUUGCUGAUGGAUUCAACAAUGCUUUUGGCAACGAUGUUAGAUCCCUCCUUCUGCUCCUUCUGAUCUGUCAAAUUGAUUUAUUCAUUUUUGUAGCCUUGUUGAUAUCUUCUCUUCGUUCAAAUUAAAUAUCUAGCUGCUUUUCCGAACCCAACUCCUUUUUGCAGGAAGUUGAACUUGAUGACGGACUAGAGAAGAAAGUAUGUCAGAGAUAUGCAUGUUAGCCCUUAAGCAUAUCAGAAUACAAUCAUUCAACGCAUAAUUAGUCAGUUAUAUAUUCUACUCAUGUCCCCAACAAGGCAACAAUCGACCAGGUUACAUAUCUUCUGUACUAAAUGUAUCAUAGCUUUUGUACAUGCUGUUCCCGCAGUACUACAAUCUCUAGAUAUAGGGUUGAUAGAAAGAUUUGCUUGAAUCAGAUAAACAACAUGGAUUAAUGUUUACAUUGUUAUAUCUGGUGCUUAAUUUACUAUUAAGAAUAUAUAAUGAAGUCGUUUCUCCAUGUUGUUCCAACUGUCUUUACAAUUAUGAGGAUAUAGAAGAUUAACUCAAGUCAGGUAAACAACAUGGUUUUUAUUUUGCAGAUUUCUGUAAUGCAGCACUUUAGACGUGCAUUUGGCUAUUCUAGGCCCCCAAUAGAUGUAUAUUUCUUUGUAUUGCUUUUCAUCAAUUAUGAUUAGUAAGGGAUCCUACUAAUUUAUGAUUUCAUUAGGGAAGUGUUGCUACUUCUGUACAGUCCAUCUCUUGACAGUAUUAUGAAAAUACAAAAUAGAUUGUGUAUAUAGCAUAACAUUUCUUCAUGUAGAUCUUGAAGACUAUUACUCUGCAUAUUCUGCAUUUAGUUACAUUCUUGAUAAUAAAAGAAUCGUGGAUAAAUAUGUAAAAGUGCAGAACGUUUUCAGUUUCUUGUUUGGAUUAUGUGCCUUUAAUUGGUACACCUUUUUUGUAGCGAGAUAAAAUGGUACACUACAAAGGUCUUAAUUGAAAUGGAUAUAGUUGAGUGAUGUUUGUUUGCUUUUCACCGUAAAAAAACUCUUUGCUUUACAAGGUGUUUGGUUCUUUUGAGAUGUUGUUUUGUAUUUAGUAAGGUGUCACUUGAUAGUGUUUAUUUUGGUAAGGUGCUCUGUUUGCCUUUUAAAGUUAGUCCCCGUCAAUACUUUCUCCUUUUCGGUUUGGACCAUGUCAGCUUGAAGAGAUGUUCUUUUUAUGAUCACUACGAAUAAAAGUGUGCAGAAUGAAUUCAGUUGGCAACUAGCCAUAUCACACAUGUGUUUGCUUCAGGUUGUGCGUUUCAGUCCAUUGUAGGAAUAAUUUCAUUGAGAACUCGCAACGGCAAGUUGAAGAACAUUUUGGAGCACAAGUAGGGGUAAGUUCUAGAGUGUGGAGGAGCAACGAUGCAAGCUUGGAGAUCGCUCAUGAUUCUGAUUGUUUCCUAUUCAGAUUGAGGAACGUAUACUCGGCCCACCCUCAUUCCCAGUGAUUAGAUAGUUUGCAUUUAUAUGCAAAUUGUGUGAAUAAAUUUAUGUAUACCAAGGUAAAAAUGGGAUACUAAUAUUCAUUAUUGCACGUUUGCAAAUCCUCUUUGAGACCUUGUAU